Messenger RNA from Trifolium pratense (red clover), 1543 nucleotides. RefSeq names its product nod factor hydrolase protein 1-like. Gene Ontology annotation, biological process: carbohydrate metabolic process; chitin catabolic process. The transcript has 2 exons. The coding region runs from base 105 to 1247 and encodes 380 amino acids. Gene Ontology annotation, cellular component: extracellular region. The record is from RefSeq and is a predicted model, not a curated record. Gene Ontology annotation, molecular function: chitin binding; chitinase activity. NCBI's taxonomy places the organism in Eukaryota, Viridiplantae, Streptophyta, Magnoliopsida, Fabales, Fabaceae.
CCAUAGUUGCUUUGCUACUAUAUAUACAUUCCUUAUAGCUAGCUACCUCACCCUUAAGCAACAAAAAAAAAAUCAAAUAACCAAAACAUAUUAUAGAUUUUGUAAUGACAAACCUCAACCUCAAACACUUACUCACAUUAGCAUUAAUUCUCUUAACCAUAGCCACCAAAGGCACCACAUGCACAUCAUCAACCACACGUGUGAAAGGCAUAUACUGGUUAGAAAACCCAAUUUUCCCUCCAUCAUCAAUAGACACAAAACUCUUCACACACAUUUUCUAUGCUUUCGUAAUACCAAACAACCUCACAUACAAACUAGAAGAACCAAACGGUUCAACUACUAUAGCCAAAUCACUCACUAUUUUCACCAACACUUUCAAAACCAAAAACCCACCAAUCAAAACCCUCCUUUCAAUUGGAGGUGCAGGUAGCAAUUCCACAUUAUUCUCUUUCAUUGCUUCAAACCCCACCGCACGCGCCACCUUCAUCAACUCCACAAUCGAAGUCGCUCGAACGUUUGGAUUCGAUGGAAUCGAUUUCGAUUGGGAGUUUCCUCAAACCACAAACGAAAUGAACAAUCUCGGUGAAUUGUUCUUCCAAUGGCGAAAUGCAAUUUCCGCCGAAUCUGUAACCACCAGUCGGCCACCGCUUCUUCUCACCGCCGCCGUUUACUUCGCCGCGGAAUUUUUCCUCUCCGGUGAACCGCGUGCGUAUCCAGUUCAAUCCAUUAACGAGAAUUUGGAUUGGGUUAAUGUUAUGAGUUACGAUCUUCACGGGUCGUUUAAUAAUAAAACCGGAGCUCCAGCUGGAAUGUUUGACCCGAAAACUAACAUUAGUGUUGUAAGUGGGUUAUUUUCAUGGAUUCGGAGAGGGGCUAUGCCCGAAAAAUUGGUUAUGGGUAUGCCACUUUACGCGAAGACGUGGACGCUUCAAGAUCCGAAUUUGCAUGGAAUCGGUGACCCGAGUGUUGGGUCGGGUCCUGGGAUGGAUGGUGCAAUGGCGUAUUUUCAAGUGUUGGAUUUUAAUAAACAACCCGGUGCUAAAGUGGUGCAUGAUGUUAAUACGGGUUCGGUUUAUUCGUAUAAUGGGAAUACUUGGAUCGGGUAUGAUGACCCAUUUACGGUUUCUAUUAAGACUGGGUUUGCUCAAGCUAUUAAUCUUCGUGGAUAUUUCUUUUGGGUUGCGGGUUUGGAUACUAGUGAUUGGAAAAUUUCAAGUCAAGCUUCGAAAGUCUGGAAGCUUAUGUGAUUUAAAUAUCGACCACUUAUAUUCAAAUGUGUGAAUGUCGGGAACUUCCUGACUACAGGGAAGUCGAAUCGAUUACUGACUUGGUUACUUUGUCAAUCUUUUAUUAUGUAUGUAGGGGAAGUUUGGAUUUAUAUUGAAUGUCAACAAUUAAAUAAAUGAAUAGACAAUGCACAAGUAGAUGGCUUAGUAAAAAAAAAUACAUGGCAUUAAGAAAUUACAUGAAUGGGAAAUUUUUCAACUUUUCUGUGGAUAAUUCUUCCAUUUUACUCAAUUAAUAAGUUAUGGUUAUUGUUUAU